Messenger RNA from Hevea brasiliensis (rubber tree), 625 nucleotides. Its product is annotated as pseudo histidine-containing phosphotransfer protein 2-like. Gene Ontology annotation, biological process: cytokinin-activated signaling pathway; phosphorelay signal transduction system; phosphorylation. Gene Ontology annotation, molecular function: protein histidine kinase binding; histidine phosphotransfer kinase activity. NCBI's taxonomy places the organism in Eukaryota, Viridiplantae, Streptophyta, Magnoliopsida, Malpighiales, Euphorbiaceae. The transcript has 6 exons. The record is from RefSeq and is a predicted model, not a curated record. Gene Ontology annotation, cellular component: nucleus; cytoplasm. Bases 24 to 473 code for a protein of 149 amino acids.
CUCCAAAACCUUGUUUGUUUGAAAUGGAGAACGAUCCCUUGAGACAGCAAAUUGCCUCCGUGAAGCAAUCUCUCUUGAAUGAGGGAACUCUGGACUCAAACUUUUUUCAUCUAGAGCAGCUUCAAGGCCCUAAUAACCCAAACUCUCUAGAGUUGUUAGCUAGUUUGUUCCUCAGAGAUUCAGUGAACAAUAUAAUUAAAAUUGAGCGGAAGAUCAACAGUAGCCCUGUUGAUUUCUCAUCAAUCGAGAGAUUGAUCCAGGAGUUAAGGGCAAAAAGCUCUAGAAUAGGGGCCCCAAGAGUUAGCGAUAAGCUGUAUGCAGUGUGGAACAACUGCAACGAAGAUACUGUGGAAAGUUUCAAGGCAUCUCUCCAGGAGCUGAAGCUGGAGAUUGAGACCCUCAGCCUAAAGCUUGCGACUUAUUUUGCGCUGGUGAGGCAAACCCAUCCUAAUGGAGUAGGGCCUUCUCGCUAAGCUAUCGCUGGAAGUAGAAGGGUGACAAGUUGGUGGGCAUACAACACUAGUUGAUAUGCAAAUCGUCUAUUUUUAUCUCUAAAUUGGCAAUCAAAUAAACUCCAAAGGAUACUGUUUCCUGUGUGCUCCUUAUUUUCUCUUUUUAAUAAUUA